AUGUUAACUCGAACGAGUAGUAGAAUUGAAUUGAAUAGUAGUAGAUACAGAAAUAUAGAAACCUAGUUAAAAUUGUAGGAAUAGAUAUUCAUUUUGAAGUGACAUGCUAAAUUAAAGCCACAUUUACUACAGGGAUGGCGACACAUCCGAGUGAUUUCACAGAUUUUCCACCAGAAAUAAUACUAAAACCACUGGCGCUAAUCGGACUUUCAGGAUUGGACGCUUUGAAUAACGCUGUGCACAAGGAGAUAUGGGAUGCAUUUGCCAAUAAUAGGCGGCCAGAUCGUGCAGCAGUGCGCUUCAAACUGCUUAACAACACAUUCGAAUUCCCUGUCGUAAAACCAAAAAGAAACUCGUAUGAAUGGUAUAUACCUAAGGGAAUCCUUAAAAAGAAUUGGAUUCAGAAACGAAUCACCUUAAUUCCUGCAGUUGUUGUGUUAUUUUAUGAUAUGGAAUGGAAUGACCCCCAAUGGAAUGAAAAAAUAAUAGAAUGUGCAUCAAAAGUUCAAUCCAUACGCGCGGCUGUGGAGGGUCACGCCACCCGUGUAGCUGUGGUUGUAAUUCAAAGCGGACAGUCGCCGCCGCCUUCCGAAUAUAUGCUUGGUGCUGAGAGAGCCCAAGCAUUGUGUGCUGCUUGUGAAAUUCAGUCAAAAUCAUUGUUUGUGUUACCCCAUAGUGACCAUCUCAUGGGAUAUAUCAUUAGACUAGAGAAUGCAUUCUAUGAUAUUGCUCAAAAUUAUUAUCAUCAUGAAACUAAAAAUAUUAAGCAACACAGAGACCAUUUAAACAAAACAACACAUCAAUAUUUAUUUGUGAGGCAUCAAUUCAAACUAGGCUUCUUGAAUGAAUUAAAACAGGACCUGAGUACAGCUCACAAACAUUAUAUGCAUGCUUACAAUAACUUGCUAGAGACUCGGACAGUGGAUACAAAUAUGCAUGAAGUGAGGACUGUAGCCGGCUUUAUUAACUACAAACUGUGCAAGUUACUGUUUGCACUUAACUUGCCAAGGGAUAGCAUAGCUCAACUUAAAUCUCACAUUGAUCGAUAUAAGAAUAGAGUUGGCUCUACAGAACUGUUGUUUGAACAUUAUGCCUGGAUUGCAAGACAAUAUAGUGCAUUUGGAGAACUUUUUGAUGAAGCAAUUAGAGCUGGCCUACCUGGAAUACAGACCCAACAUCCUGGCUUCUAUUACCAAUAUGCUGCCCAAUUUACAGUCAAAAGGCGGCAAGCUAUGAGAUCAGUCUGUACUGAAGCUACAAAAUAUCCUCCACUCCCGGAUCCUUUAGAAGGCAUAGUUGAAUAUUAUGGACAGAGGCCAUGGAGGCCAGGUCGUCUAAGUGCAGACCCACACGAUCCACAAAAAGAACAAGCUGCAGUUUUAGCCCUUCAAUAUAAUGAGAGAAUGUAUAACCACUCAGCAAUGAUAAUUAGUUUCUUGGGCAGUGCUAUUUCUCAAUUCAAAACAUUCCAUUCACCAAGGAUGAGGAAGCAGCUUGUAGUAGAGAUGGCUAAUGAGUAUUAUUAUUCAGCAGAUUAUGGCAAAGCACUCACAUUGUUGAGCCAUAUGUUGUGGGAUUAUAGAAGAGAGAAGUGGUGGUACUUAGCAUCCCAUGUGUUGAAUAGAGCACUACAAUGUGCCUAUUUAUCUGCAAAAAUACAAGACUAUGUGCAGCUGUCUAUCGAAGCACUCUCUAAAUUUAUUCAAGUGCCAAAUAAAGAUAAAGAUAGAAUCUUCAGAAAUAUUACAGCAAUAAUGAAUGUGACUGUACCUCAAGGAGAGCCUGAUGUGCCCCUCCAUUCACAUACAAAAGCUACUGAAAUUUGGCGUUCUGCUAUAGAAAAAGAGCCUUUCCUUUUAAAUGUUGACAUGGUUAAUAUUUCUAGCUUCCUGGAAGUUAAACCAAAGUUCAAGCAACAGCGUUAUAGAAUGGAUGAAAUUAUUGAGGUUGAAAUAUAUGUGAGACUAACAUACGAAACUGUUUUGGAGGGAGUAAAGGCAUUCUUAACUAUAUCUAGUGCUACAGAAACAAUUGAAAUUCCUAUUACUCAAGAUGGGAGUACCACAAUAUCAUUGGAAAGUUCUAAAGUAAAAAGAUUUUUAUGUCAUUUCAAACCCAAUCCUCUUGACAAUGGUUCAGAGUUACAUAUCAAAAAUAUUUCAUUUAUUCUUGGUUCUGAUAAAAAAAGAAAGAUUGCUAUGAAUUUUAAAAUAGAGGACAAUAAAACCCUAGACUCAACAGUUCAUCCUGAACUACUGCAUUUCAUAUUAAGUCCUAAAGCUGACUUUGAAUUUGAUUCCAUUGUGCCUUUAACUAUGGCCUCUAUAACAUCCAGAGAGUGUAAACUAUCUAUGUCUGUUCAAAACAGCAGUCCCGCCCUACAGGGUGAGUGGUUUCCUACAACAAUUUCUAUUGUAAACAAUGAGGACCGUCCUGUUUAUGAUGUCAGAUUCACAUUAGGUUUAUUGAGUUCACCUGACAAUCCAAACCCCGAGUCUGUAACAGAAUUGAGUUUAAAAGAAGGAGAGUCACAACCUCAGCCAAUUAAUAUGACUGCAGGAACUAUUAAUAAAUCUUCUGAACACUCACUAUUAUUUUACUUAAAAACAAACAGGACUGCCACAGCUACUGUCCAGAUUAAAAUAUCAUAUUUUAUAGAUCUCCCAGAGAUAAGUAAAUUGGAGUGCAUCAAAGACUUCACAACAAAAAUUACAGUUAUCAAACCAUUUGAAAUUUCCACUAAUUUUGUAACUAUGAAUUUUAAAUCAAUUUCAAAGUGUUUUGUGGAUGAUCCAUUCAUUGUCAUGCCUCAAAUAAAAAUAUUAAGUCCUUGGAAUUUGCUUAUAGUAGAUACUGAAUUAGAGAUGGUAGAUUGCUUUAAAUAUUCUGAUAAUACAAAGCCGCCUUCUUGUAUUAGUGGUUUAGAAGUUGCAGAGAAAAACAUUGCAUCAGAUGCUAUUUGUAUUCAAGCAAAGUACAAACCUAAGGAUACUCCUACAAGAGUUGGUCUUUAUAAUAUUAAAUGGAAACGAAAGUCUGACUCCAGUGGACUGUGUGUAAUGAGCAGCACAGCACUUUCACCAUUGCCUAUAGAUGAAUGCCCAAUAGCUGUUGAAGUCAAUUAUCCUGAAGUAGUAGAAGUUCAAACUUCUGUUCCACUAAAAUGUACAUUAGUAGGAAAAUCCAACACACCAAUCAGGCUUAGUCUUACUGUAGAAGGAACAGACUUUUAUAUGUUCUCCGGCUACAAGAAACUAACAGUGACAGUGCCCCCUAACGAUCGUGUGGAGUUGUGUUACAAUAUCCACCCCCUCCUCACAGGAAACACCACUCCACCGAGACUUCAGGCCACAGUUUUAGGGGAUAAUGCUAAUCAAGAAAUAGUCAAGGAAAUGUUUGAUAAAAUCUUUCCUCAGAAUAUAUUUGUUAUGCCUAAGUACAAUAAGUAAAUUGUAUUAAAUGUUAAUCAAUACUGACAUUUGUAAAUAGUUAUGAACAAAAAUGUAUAAGUUAAAAAGUAGUUACCUUGUGAUUAUUAUUCUUAAAUUAAAUUUGGUUAUUUGUU
Messenger RNA from Diatraea saccharalis (sugarcane borer), 3565 nucleotides. Lineage: Eukaryota; Metazoa; Arthropoda; Insecta; Lepidoptera; Crambidae. The record is from the annotation of a GenBank genome assembly.